Messenger RNA from Paramecium tetraurelia, 381 nucleotides. RefSeq lists its product as uncharacterized. NCBI's taxonomy places the organism in Eukaryota, Ciliophora, Oligohymenophorea, Peniculida, Parameciidae. The record is from RefSeq and is a predicted model, not a curated record. The transcript is spliced from 2 exons.
AUGGCUUAAAAUGAUUCUGAAGCUACAAAGUAAUCCUGCGAUUUGCAGACAGUAUCCAAGAGAAUCACCAAACAGCAAGGUCAUUGGAAUCAAAGUGAGCACAAUACUUAUCUCAAUUUUUUAUUGGAGAAUGCCAACCACACCAAAGGGUAAAGAUUGUUCAAGAGAAUGAGUUAAGUUGUUGGCACUCGUACACCUAGUUAAUGCAGAUCGCAUCACUAAAAAUUUAAUCCAUAAAAGACAAAAUCUUCUAUAGAUACAAGUUUUUGGAGAUCCAAACAAUUCGCCAGAAGCUACUUCGCUCAACACAAAUAAUCUAAUGAAGAUAGUAAUUGAUUUAUCUUUGUAAUUUAUACUAAAAUGUUAGUGCCCUUUUUAAAA